CACUCAUUAUAUGCUUCUCUCUCUUUCUCACUCCUAAACUCAGGAGCCGUCAGCACAACCAAAACCAGACAACAUAACCAGGUUUCAGUUCUCCAACUCGAAAGUCUCCGCUAAUAAAAAUGAUUUCAUCCACAACACACAUCAGUCCAAAUACAGCAGUAUCCCACUCACUUAAUCACCGCCGUUUAUUCAAUCAAGUAAUCAGAUUCAACGGCAGGAAAUCCGUCGUGUCUGCUUGUCUUAACGUGGACGUGAGAGCACCGGAUAAUGGAGGAGCAGUAACAGCGGUGACAGCGAGUAAGGAAGUAAUGGAUGCUGAAGCGAAGUAUUUGGUGGGCACAUAUGCAAGAGCGCCGGUGGUUUUGGCGAGUGGCAAAGGUUGUAAUUUGUAUGAUGUUGAAGGGCGAGAGUAUUUGGAUAUGACUUCUGGGAUUGCUGUGAAUGCGUUAGGGCAUUCUGAUCCUGAUUGGGUCAAAGCUAUUGUUGAUCAGGUUAAUGUGUUGACUCAUGUCAGCAAUGUGUAUUAUUCUGUUCCUCAGGUGGAGCUUGCUAAGCGUCUCGUAGCUUGUUCAUUUGCUGAUCGUGUAUUUUUUACGAACUCUGGAACAGAAGCGAAUGAAGCAGCUAUCAAAUUUGCUAGGAAGUAUCAGAGACACUCAAACCCUGAUGCUACUGAUCCCGCCACUGAAUUCAUUUCUUUCAAUAAUUGCUUUCAUGGGAGGACCAUUGGUGCACUUUCUCUGACAAGCAAAGAGCAGUAUAGGUUACCUUUUGAACCUCUCAUGCCUGGGGUCACCUUUUCAGAGUACGGAAAUAUAGAUGCAGCAAGAAAAUUAAUCCAACGAGGGAAAACUGCUGCGGUUUUUGUUGAACCUCUCCAAGGUGAAGGUGGCAUCUACAGUGCGACUAAGGAGUUCCUACAGUUUUUGCGAGAUGCUUGUGAUGAGGCUGGGGCUCUCCUGGUGUUUGACGAGGUCCAAUGUGGUUUAGGCAGAACAGGAUACCUGUGGGCACAUGAACCAUACGGUGUCUUCCCAGAUAUAAUGACACUCGCCAAACCACUUGCUGGAGGCUUACCCAUUGGAGCUGUAUUGGUGACCGAAAGAGUUGCUUCGGCCAUAAAUUACGGUGACCAUGGAAGUACUUUCGCUGGCGGAUCUCUUGUCUGUAAUGCUGCCCUUACUGUCCUAGAGAAAAUUGCAAAACCGGAAUUCUUGGCUAGUGUAACAAAGAAAGGGAUUUACUUGAAAGAAAUUUUAAAGCAGAAGCUAGGUGGAAACUCACAUGUGAAAGAAAUUCGAGGGGCGGGCUUGAUUAUUGGGAUUGAGCUCGAUGUACCGGCCUCGCCACUUGUAGAUGCGUGUCGAAAUUCCGGCGUGCUUGUAUUAACUGCGGGAAAAGGAAAUGUCGUGAGGCUUGUUCCUCCUUUGAUUGUAACAGAGCAGGAGCUUGGUCAUGCAGCUGAAAUCCUACAAAAAUGCUUGCCAGUGCUUGAUGAAAGUGAUCCUAAAUAGUAGCAAAGGAUGUCUAACUGUCUAGCUGCUGAUAGAACUUUUCACACUUAGAAGAAUCAAUUUAUGCUGUUGUAACAUUUAAAUAAUUGAGAAAAGUUAUUUAUCAA
Messenger RNA from Mercurialis annua (annual mercury), 1621 nucleotides. RefSeq names its product acetylornithine aminotransferase, mitochondrial-like. The coding region runs from base 120 to 1514 and encodes 464 amino acids. Gene Ontology annotation, cellular component: chloroplast stroma. The transcript has 4 exons. Gene Ontology annotation, molecular function: transaminase activity; identical protein binding; pyridoxal phosphate binding. Lineage: Eukaryota; Viridiplantae; Streptophyta; Magnoliopsida; Malpighiales; Euphorbiaceae. The record is from RefSeq and is a predicted model, not a curated record. Gene Ontology annotation, biological process: arginine metabolic process.